UUGUGAGAGCGAGGCCAAAGAUCUAAGAUAUAAAGAACAGCUUCAAACCAGUGCAGUUAUUGUCACCAAAUCACAAAUGAAAUAAUGCAAGCCCUGAAUUGAGUCACGCCAAGGAAUACUAGAGCUCCGCAGCUUUAGCGUCCCUUGGUCACACUGUGAACUUGUCCCACAUAUUCCGUGAGAUUUAGUGAUUCUCCCAGAUUCUUCGGAUUGAGCCUCUCGACCUUGAUGGUAGGCUUGCCAAAUUGAAAUGGUUGGGUCAGAUUGUAGAUCGAAUAUCUGGAUCUUGGGUGAAAAAUAUACCCUGUCAUGCCCGUCACCUGUUCCUGAGAGAAAUAUAUUAUUCGGAUCCGGCUUAUCGGUAAUUCUGGUUAGUGUCAUAUCGAAAAUUGACUAGACUGACCUCAAAGGUGUAUUUCUCUUGGGGCAACCUGUUGGACCAUGAGCAGGUCGCUGGAUCGAAAAUAGAUCCGUUCCCAAAUUAGAGAGGCACAUUCAGCCCAUGAUCCCGGCCAAUCUCUCAAUUCCAAGUGGAGCAGAUAUCCCUGGAGACCAAGUCAAGUCAAUGGUGGGACCCCCGUGACCCGUGGGUUGUGCUUUUCAUCAUGGACCCGUCCACGUCAUCCUGGGCCUGAAAUCAGAAGGCUUUUCUUCACUUUAGCUUUGAGUGCUGGUUCUAUCGGGCUGAAGGGUAUUGAAUAGGCAUUCCUGGGGAAAGGCUCAGGUGGCGCCCUUUGCACACGUGUGCGUGUGCGUGUGUAGGUAUAUGUGUGUGAUCUAACAACUGCGGUGGCUUGUUACACUAAUUGAAUUGAUUGGCCCCCAUGACUUGGGAGCCUUUCUUCGUUUCCUGCUCUAAGCUCUGACAGCCUGACGGCUAAUGAACGUCGGACUCGGCGGCUGAUAUCAUCGUAUUCAUUAGAAUUCAGAGACACAACUGUGAGACCAGCUCGAUGAUGGAGUCCCUCCGCUAGGCCGAGAAACAGAGAGAGGACCAGGAGGAGGAGAAGGAGGAGAGGAUUGAAAUCGGGCGGAGCUCGUGAAAGCCGAAAGCCGCCGCCGGUCAUGCAUAAUUGAUGGAAGAAGGCUACUUGGUGGGUUGGUUCGUUCAUCAGAAUCCCUCCCUCCCUCCCUCCCUCUAAGUGGUAGGUGGGUGGUGGGCUCUUGAUCACGAGACCAAUCGAUAGGCCACGAACGACCCAUUGGCCAAGCCUCUGAGUCAACACCGAGACCAGAGACAGCCUCGAGACGAGGCCCAGGACGAAAAGGCGACAGGGCCAAAGGACGACCGAUCGACGGACGGACGGACGGACGGACAGACAGACAGACAGACAGACAGACAGACCGACGACUCUGGCCAUGACAGCCUUGUCACGUCACCAUCCGCGUUCUCCGCUCCACCGCCCUACAACCGUGAAGAAGAGGAAUCAGUGCUCAACGCCGGUUGAUAGUCAUCAAAGCCCGAAGAACCGAUCAAUUCCAACCCGCCGCCAGUUGCGGUUGAGUUGCCAUGGCUGAAACAUCCCCCUCCAUCGUGCCCAAAGCGUCCGGGGUGAUUCCCUCUCCCGACAAACGCCCAUUGCCCUCCCCGGUCCGCAUUCACGCCCGUAGCCGUCAAACGUCGACUAGCGGUUGCACCAUGGAUUGGCUUUCGUGCGAACAAGCCGCCACACUCAACGUGGGUGAGGUCCAGUCCAUGUUAGAGGUGUCAACCGAGAAUGGCUUGACCACGGCUCAGGCCGAUCACAAACGCGGCCUGCACGGCUUGAACCAGGUGGGUGUCCAAGCUCCGGAUCCCUUGUGGAAGAAAUACCUCGACCAGUUCAACAAUCCGUUCAUUCUGCUGCUUUUAUCCUCGGCCUUGAUUAGCGUGUGUAUGCAGCAAUUCGACGAUGCCAUCUCCAUCACCGUGGCCAUUGUCAUCGUGGUCACGGUCGGGUUUGUACAAGAGUACCGCUCCGAGAAAACUUUAGAGCGCAUGGGCUCGCUUCUCCCACCCACUUGCCAGUGCUUGCGCGAUGGACAGAUUGAUACCAUUCUGGCCAAGUAUCUCGUGCCUGGGGACGUGGUGGCUCUGGAGAUGGGCGACCGGAUCCCGGCCGACCUCCGCCUACUAGAAGUCAACGAGUUGACCGUGGACGAGUCCAGUUUUACUGGGGAGACUGAACCCAAGUACAAGACGGUCGAGCUGACUGAGCGCCAAGCCAAAUUAGCGUGUAAUGACAUGUCCAACAUUUGUUUCCAAGGCACCCUCGUCAUUCAAGGGAAAGGUUUGGGCGUGGUGAUUUGCACGGGCGAGCGUUCUCAAUUUGGUGAGGUAUUCAAAAUGAUGCAAGCCGAAGAUCCGCCUCGCACACCCUUGCAAAAGAGCAUGGAUGUGUUGGGCAAACAACUGACCAUUUACUCCAUCGGGGUGAUUGGCCUGAUCAUGUUGGUGGGCUGGCUCCAAGGCCGUCCCAUUCUAGAUAUGUUCAAUAUUGGCGUGAGUUUGGCGGUGGCCGCCAUUCCCGAAGGCCUACCCAUCGUGGUCACGGUCACGUUGGCCUUUGGGGUGAUGCGUAUGGCCCGCCGUAAUGCCGUCGUCAAACGAUUGCCCACGGUCGAGGCUUUGGGUUGCGUGGAUUGGAUCUGUUCCGAUAAAACCGGUACUUUGACGUCCAACGAAAUGACCGUCACUGACGUGGUCUCCCCGGAGCGAAUCAUGCUAGAUGACAUCUCAAACCAACUUCAAGGCGGUGUCAGCUCCCCGCUAGAAAGAGCGAAUGACGUGUUACGCGUUCUUGAAGUCGGGAUUGUGUGCAACAACGCUGUGGACAAUCACCACGAAGGACUCCACGGCUCGCCGACGGAAAAGGCCUUAUUGGUGGCGGCCCGAAACCUGGACGCAUUGGACCUGCGAAAGUCGUUUCGUCGCCUCCAUGAGAUUCCGUUCAGUUCAGAACGUAAAUACAUGGCUGUCGAAUGUGAGAAUGCGUCCAGCCAAAUCAUCUACAUGAUCAAAGGUGCGCCUGAGGUGAUCAUUGAGAAGUGUACCCUUUUUCCUUCGGGUCAAGGAAGCACUAGUCCUAUGACGCCCAUGCAGAAGCAAAGGGCCACGAAUGCCAAUAUCGCCAUGGCUAAACGGGGGAAGCGUGUUUUGGCCCUGGCCAGAGGGGCAAACAUGGAUCAGUUAGAGUUUGCCGGCUUGAUUGCUCUCCAAGAUCCCCCCCGCGCAGGCGUGGCCGAAUCUAUUCAAAUCCUCAAACGGUCUCAAGUCCAAGUAUGCAUGAUUACGGGCGACGGACGCGAGACCGCUGCGGCCAUCGCGCAUCAACUCGGACUCUCGGGUGACAAUAAGACUCUGUUGAGUGGGCACGAACUAGACAAUCUCUCGGAAGCGGGUCUUGAAUCCGCCGUAGAGAAAUGUUUCUGCUUUUAUCGGACCACUCCCCGACACAAAGUGCGAAUCGUCAAGGCUUUGCAAGCGAACGGACGGAUUGUGGGAAUGACGGGUGACGGCGUGAAUGAUGGAGUGGCCAUCAAAAAAGCCGAUGUGGGCAUUGCCAUGGGAGUCAAUGGCACGGAUGUUUGCAAGGAAGCCGCCGAUAUGAUCCUACUCAAUGACGACUUCUCCACCAUCUUGAACGCCAUCGAAGAGGGCAAAUGCAUCUUCUACAACAUCCGCAAUUUUGUCCGCUUUCAGCUGAGUACCAGCAUAUCAGCCCUUAUGCUCAUCUCCUUGUCCACUUUGCUGGAUAUCCCGAACCCAUUGAAUCCGAUGCAGAUUUUAUGGAUCAAUGUGAUCAUGGAUGGCCCUCCGGCUCAGAGUUUGGGCUUGGAACCUGCCGAUCACGAAGUCCUCAAGCGACCCCCUCGUAAACAGCGAGAAGAAAUUCUCUCUCGCACUCUGCUCAUCAAUGUCUUGAUCUCGGCCAGUGUCAUUAUCUCCGGUACCCUUUGGGUGUACAAGGAGACCAUGGAGGAUGGCAAGAUGACGGCCAGAGAAACCACUAUGACGUUUACUUGCUUCGUAUUUUUUGACAUGUUCAACGCUUUAUCCUCCCGCUCCCAAGAGCGGCUCAUUUAUGAGAUAGGCUUCUUUUCAAACCGUGUUUUUGUUUUGGCCGUGAGCCUGUCAAUUUUGGGGCAAUUUGCCGUGAUAUACUUGCCCCCGUUGCAAUACGUGUUUCAGACGGAGGCUUUGGCCUUCAGUGAUCUGGUUCUUCUCACCCUUUUGUCAUCGAGUGUCUUUAUAGUGAGUGAAACUAAGAAACUCUGGGAUCGAGGGCAUUUACGAAAAACGGCAAAGGAAAAUGGGAAACGCAAUGAAGCACACUCAGUUUAGUGCCGCCGGUCAGACGGAAGAAGACUGAAUGUACCGCGAUCAAGAGCAUCGCUUGUGUGGAAUUCAUUGUCGCGACCUCAUCGAGAUUAAUAGAAGAUGACGUAGCCAACAAUACUUUGGCACUCUGGACCUGUGAUUGCUUCUUAUCUCCAGAAGGUGUUCUUUUUUCUCUUGUGGAUUUGAUUGAAUGAAAUCGAAAUGAAUCCCUUA
Messenger RNA from Tigriopus californicus, 4534 nucleotides. It is a transcript of the gene SPoCk, whose product is annotated as calcium-transporting ATPase type 2C member 1-like. Gene Ontology annotation, molecular function: P-type calcium transporter activity; ATP binding; ATP hydrolysis activity. The record is from RefSeq and is a predicted model, not a curated record. NCBI's taxonomy places the organism in Eukaryota, Metazoa, Arthropoda, Copepoda, Harpacticoida, Harpacticidae. Gene Ontology annotation, cellular component: endoplasmic reticulum; plasma membrane; Golgi membrane. Gene Ontology annotation, biological process: manganese ion transport; calcium ion transmembrane transport; intracellular calcium ion homeostasis. The transcript has a single exon. Bases 1511 to 4324 code for a protein of 937 amino acids.